This is a messenger RNA of Dendronephthya gigantea, 6668 nucleotides long. Its product is annotated as plexin-A4-like. Gene Ontology annotation, cellular component: semaphorin receptor complex. The coding region runs from base 231 to 5714 and encodes 1827 amino acids. The transcript is spliced from 40 exons. The record is from RefSeq and is a predicted model, not a curated record. Gene Ontology annotation, molecular function: semaphorin receptor activity; protein binding. NCBI's taxonomy places the organism in Eukaryota, Metazoa, Cnidaria, Anthozoa, Malacalcyonacea, Nephtheidae. Gene Ontology annotation, biological process: semaphorin-plexin signaling pathway involved in axon guidance; regulation of cell migration.
UGUAUAUUGGAUAUUGUGAUCACAAACUAGUAUUUCAAAUAUAAACGUUUAUAUCUCCAAAUUGAAUUGAAUUUUACAUUUAAAGUCGAGUCAAUUAUGGGUAUUUGAGUAUAAAGUGGAUUAUAAUAGAAAAGUUGAUAUAACUCACCAACAGAUCUGGAAUACAUGCAAAAUAUUUGGCAUAUUUGGUGUUGACUUUUACAGAACGUUCACGUCGAACGAAAACGAAGAUGCUUGUUUAUGAACUGUUGGCUUGGAUUUGUUGCACAACAGUUGUUUCAGGACAAUUUAUAUUUCAGCCGCAAAAUGUUAUAUUAAGAAAUAUAUUAAUUGACCACAGUACAGAUAAUGUUUAUGUUGCUGGGGUGAACUAUAUAUAUAGACUGAACAACAAUCUUACAAAACUUAAUGAGGUGAAGGCAGCAUGUGGUCGAAAAUCUUUUGCUAAUGCAAAUCAGGUUAUAAUGAUUGAGAGUUUAACAGGUACUCGAAGGUUGUUUGCGUGUGGUACAUGUCAGUAUGGUGUAUGCACAACUUAUAGUAUGAACUUGGCUUCAAAAACUCAACUUGGGGAUACUAUUGGUGUUGUUCCAAGUUCCACAAAUUUCAGUGCUGUUGCCCUGGAAGAUCUUCAAAAUAAUGGCAUUCUUAUCGCUAGAACUCAAACUACCGGCGGUCUUGACACAUCAAAGGAUUACAUAUUGAACACUUAUAAUACAAAAUCGUGCAGUGGUAACUUGCGUAAAUGCAUUGGAAUGAAGGCAGGCCUUCAAUUGUCCAAGAAAAGACCAAAGAUGUAUUACACUCUUGCAGUUAUUGUAGGAAAAUUUAGAUAUUUUUUCAGUCGAAAUAAUGCUGAAGGCAAAAAUAAGGCUGGAACUAAUGUGGCAAGGUUGUGUCAAUCUUAUGUAACAAUAAGUGACAUUAAAACAUAUGCGGAGAUGCCAUUGCAAUGUGUUGGAAAAGAUGGAACAAUUUAUAACCAACUUGUAGCAGCAAAAGUUGUUCGAUCUAAUGAACAGUUUGGAAGUACUGGAAAUAAUGAUUCAGUUUUAAUUGGUGUGUUUCAUCAGUCAAGUACAUCUUCAAAGUUGUCUAUUUGUACAUUCACUUUCAAACAAAUCAAUGAGAUAUUUAUGAAGAAUAUUGAUAAGUGCUUCACUAGCAAUUCAGUGCAUCGGAAUAGAUAUGAGGAAGAUCUAAAGUGUACAAAGGAAGAUGGUAUAGAUCGUUGUUCUAAAGAAGCUAAAAACGAAAGAAUAGUUGGCACAAUAAUAUGUGAAAAUAAAGCCCUUGUCACAUGCACUGAUUGUGGUUCAAUAACAUCUAUGGACACUACAAACUACCAAGGAAAUAUUAUCACUUUUCUUGGAGGAAGGAAUGGAAAACUCAGUAAGUUUAUCAUUUAUUCCAAUUCAUUGGCGCGAAGAUACGAGACUUCAAAUAGAAUACCUGGAUCUGAAAUUUUAUCUGUGAAAUUUGACUCUAGUGGGACCGGUGUUUAUCUUCUGUCUGAGAACAAGGUUCUGAAAAUUCCCGUUGAAGAAUGUAGCAAUCGAACAACAUGCGAGAGUUGCGUUAAAAAUGAUGAUCCCUAUUGUGGCUGGUGUACACUUUAUGCUAAAUGCACAACUUAUGAAAAGUGUCCAAAUUAUGGGUCUCAUUUGAGAUAUGUUCGGAAACCCACUGAAUGCAUUGGUAUUUCCAGCCUUAGUCCUUCAUUGUUACCCCUAAGUGACACAAGAAUUCAAAAAGUGAACAUAACCAUUGUUAAUCUUCCCGACACGCAGAAGAAGGACGCUUAUGGCUGUUCUGUUAAUGAUGUAAUAAUGGCGUCUACUUUAAAUGGUGAUGUAAUGGAAUGUUCUGUGCCGACCUCAAUGCAUCUUCCAGAAGCAAGUGCUGAAACAGGUUUUGUCAAGAGUGAGGUAGCUGUAUUGUCGAAUGAAACAAAUUCGAAGAUAGCAAUUGCUAUGCUGGAGUUUUACAACUGCUCAGCAAUAUCUAGUUGUUUAAGAUGUACAACGGGUGCUUUGAGAUGUUCUUGGUGUCAUUACGAAGCUGAGUGCUCCGGUGACAUAACUACAACCUGUCCCAAAUCAUUUGCUCCUUGGGUUUCAAAUGACACAUCCCGACAUCAAUGUCCACAACUUGAAGGACAGAUUUUGUAUAUCCCAGCAAGUGUUGAAAGAGCAGUCACCGUGAUUGGAACAAGAUUACCACAACCUGAGUCCCCUCAUGGUGAAUACCAGUGUAUUUUUACUGUUGGUGAUUUGUCAUAUUCAAUCAAAGCUACUUGGGUUAAUAGCACAAGUAUUACUUGUGCAGCUCAGCAGUACAAAUACCGUGCUAAAGAAGAGAUUGAAGUGCCUGCAAAUAUUAGCGUGACGUUGGGUAAAAGUAACGUUUUGCCAGCGAGCGAUCAGGUUCAAGUGUAUUUGUACCAAUGUCGAAGAACAGCAUCGCUCUGCGGUAGUUGUGUUGGAUAUAAGAAAUCUGAAUAUCAUUGUGGUUGGUGUGUCAACACAAAAUCCUGUUCUGUUCACGAUGGUUGUCCUUCAGGACUGUGGGUGAAACCAAAAGCAGAAUGCCCAGGAAGUCCAAAAAUAAAAUCGUUUUUUCCAAAAACUGGACAUGUACUGGGAAAUACAACAUUAACAAUAAAAGGGACAGAGUUUGGUGGAAAAUAUGACGAAGUUAAGAGUGUUACUAUCGGUGAUCUUCUGUGUAGAACAAUCGAGAAAGAUUACAAGAUUGCAGUAAGGAUUGUAUGUAUAACAAGUAAAUCGAGCAAAACUUUAUCAGCACCAAUUAAAGUCAAUGUUUCCGACAAGGUGGGCUUUUCGAAAGAAGAAUUCCGUUAUCAAGACCCUCGUAUUGUAGAUUAUGAACCAAAAAUAGGUCCGAUCUCAGGAGGCACCGCUGUAACUAUUUACGGCAAUGACCUAGAUACUGGUGAAACCAUUCUUGUGCGUUUUGGUCAGGCGAAUUGUUCAAUUUCGAGGAUAUUAAAUAAAAAGAUAACGUGUACAACAUCAGAGUUUAACAAUGCAACAAGAAAACGACGUGCGAUAUCAAAUGAUGGAAAAUUGACGGUCACAUUUGACGGCCUAAAUCCAGUGUACAGCUCAAACCUAACAGGAUUCCAAUAUGUCCCUAAUCCUGUUGUAACUGGUAUUUCACCACGUUUUACGUUCCCAAGUUCAUACAGACAAGUCAUUGUCAAUGGCAGCAACUUGAACGGUAUCCAUUUUCCUGAAAUGAGAUUGACAUUCCCAGACAGGUCUUCUGCUAAAGCGUCCUGCUACAAGCCAAACUUCGAUAACAUGAUCUGCCCGUUUCCAAAUUUAACAACGAUCGUGAAAGUUAAAACUAAAACUGAAAUUUCAUUGUUUCUGGAUGGAAUAAAAACCUGGGAGGAUCUCAGUAGUUAUCCACAGUUCAACUCACUUAUCAUUGUGCCAGAUCCAAUUAUAUACAAAUUUUCUGGUAUACAUAUUUUAAAGACUGAAAGACUCGGGAUCGAGGGCAAACAUCUCGUAGUGGAAGAAAAAAAAGAUUUGUUGAAAUUUAUCAUCACGGUUGGUGGUCAGAAAUGCAAUAUUACCGGCAUGAUUGAUGGAUCCACGCCUUCUCGGAAAGUGAUACUUUGCGAUGCUCCUGAUCAAAAAUACUUGCCAAAACAGGAAAGUUUUGAAGUCUUGGUCAACGUUUCUUCAAGCACACUUCGUUUCAACGUUGGCAGACUCAAGUAUGAUCAGGCUUCGAGCAAGAGUUCCUCAAACAUGGAGUUUAUCUACAUCAUCGUUGGUGUUAUUUGUGGUGUGUUUUUCAUUUUCAUUUUAUUGAUGGUCUGUUUUGUUCGUCGCAAGAGACGACAAGAAAAACAGAAAGAACGAACAUAUGAAUUGCAAAUAAACAGUUUGGAAUCAAAGGUCGCAAAAGAAUGUCGUGAAGCAUUUGCUGAACUCCAAACAGACAUGACUGACUUCACGACAGAUCUUGGAGAUGGAUGCAUUCAUUACUUUGACUUCAAAAACUACGCAAAACGUGUUUUGUUUCCGGGAGUUGAACACCAUCCUGUCAUGGAUGAAAAAAUGGCACAAGAAAGUCCCAAAUGGGACGAAGCUCUUCGAACGUUUUCGCAGUUAAUUGGCAACAAAAACUUCCUAUUAAUUUUUGUGAAGACAUUGGAAAACCAAGGCCAGUUUAAAAUGCAAGAUAGGUGCAACGUCGCUUCUCUUCUUGUUAUUGCUUUACAAAGUAAAAUGGAUUACUGUACCGACAUUCUUCAGCGUCUUUUGGCCGAGUUAAUACGGAAAUCUAUGUCAAAAAGUCAUCCUAAACUUUUGCUAAGGAGAACCGAAUGCGUUGCUGAGAAAUUACUCACAAAUUGGUUGACAUUUACCUUAUCAAACUUUAUCAAGGAUAAGGCUGGUAAACCUCUGUUUGUGUUGUACAAAUCCAUCCGAUUUCAAGUAGAAAAGGGUCCCAUUGAUGUGAUGACAAACGAAGCUCGUUAUUCACUCAGCGAGGACAAAUUACUGAGACAAAGUAUUGAUUAUAAUAAAUUAACAGUUACAGUGGAAUUUGAGGAUAAUCCGCCAGUUCAAGUGGACGUACUUGAUACAGAUACCAUCGAACAAACGAAGGAAAAAAUAAUGGAAGUUUUGUUUAAGAAUGUGCCAUUUUCAUCUCGCGUUCCAAAGGACGAGUUAACGUUAAAAUGGAUUGAAAGUCCAUCAAAUCACACGAUUCUCAAGGAUGAUGAUGUCACAAGCCUUCGUGAAGGGGAAUGGAAACGACUAAAUACGCUUGGUCAUUAUCAAAUACCAGAUGGGACAUGUUUGCGUCUUGUCAGACGUUUUGCGGCUAGUUUCGAUACUUCUGAAUUCCACAAUGCGAGCUUACCCAAGGUUUCUUACAGCCCAUCUUUGUACAGUACGACGUCAUUGGUACAAAGUAGUAAACAUAAUAUUAACGAUGCAGACAGAAAACCAUGGCACUUGUCAAAACACGUCGACUCAUACGCACCAGAAAAAGAUGACCCACGACACAGCAAAAUGUUGUCAGAAAUAUAUCUCACGCGACUCUUGAGUACCAAGGGUACAUUACAACAAUAUGUUGAUGACAUGUUUGACUGUAUCUUCCCUGCAUUUCGGAAGAAUGAACGUCCUCCAUUGCCCAUCAAGUUCCUUUUUGAUUUCUUGGAUGACCAAGCAAAAGAGUUGAAUAUCACAGAUCCAGAAGUCCUCCACACGUGGAAGAACAACAGCUUACCGUUGAGGUUCUGGGUGAAUCUGAUCAAGAAUCCAAACUUUUUAUUUGAUGUUUAUAAAGCACCAAUUGUUGAUUCAUGUUUGAGUGUUAUUGCUCAGUUGUUCAUGGACUCUUGUUCCGUCACUGAUCACGUGCUUGGGAAAGAUUCUCCAUCAAAUAAACUGCUGUAUGCGAAGGAAAUACCUGUGUACAAACAAAAAGUUGAAAGGUUUUACCAGGAGGUUUCGAAGGCACCGAGGUUAACGGACGAAGAAAUUACAGAGUUUUUCGCAACUCAUUACAUUGAAGACUUUAAUGUAGAUAACGCAUUGAAAGAAUUGUACAAGUAUGCAGCCAAGUACCAAGACGAGCUCCAAGAGGCACUAGAAGACGCACGUUAUCCACAGCUCGCAAGCAAGCUGGAACAUGUCGUCGCCAUCUUUUCUGAUGAUUAGAACAUCUUUUUAGAAACGCUUUUAUUCAUAAUAUGUAUAAUUAUACUAGUUAUUUAUGCAAUUAGAUAGUUAAGUUUUGUAUUCAUAAUUAGGUAACUUUAUUAUAUUAUCCAUAUUUGAGAAACUGGAUAGUCAUAGUUCAGCAAAAUAUGAUCAGGAAACUGGCAAAGUACUAAAACUGCACUCCCGUAUUCAUACGUUGGAAUUAUAAAUUAUGAUGAAGACAAAGAAGUAAUUUAUAUACCCCUUUAAGUAUGUAUACUAUACUAUACUUUAAGUAUGUAUAUAUAACAUGUAACAUCUCUAUAGAAAACCAUUGCAAAUCUGCAUGAUUAUGCGAGAAAAAAAUCACGCGGGGAGAAUUUUUUUCGCAUUGUUCUUGUAAGGCCUUUGUUAAACGUCGCAUUUUGAUCACGUUGAAUGCAAUUCAAUGAGAUGAUGAUAAACCUCCGUAACAUCUCAUCUAUUUGAAUUCCGUUCGACGCGACCAAAAUUCGACGUUUAACCAGGUAUAAGUUAGUGCAUGUGGUCAAAUUAAGGUUAAUAUAAGGUACUAAGGAUUAAUUAAGUUAAUAAAGUUUAGGUUGAUAAUAUACUAUUAGUAAAAGACUUAAGGCUAGGUGCUGAAACUGUGUAGUCACAAUGGUCAAGUGGAAAAUAUUAGCAUAAAAGUAAUACUAGUAUUCAUUUUUUAAAUAUAAAAUAAUGUUGUUGGGUUUCACCGUAUCUACAUAUACUGGGUGUGUCAAAACAGGCAACGCCUUUUAAAGUAUUUGGAACCGUGAAAGAUGACGAGUAGAAUUACAGCGUUUUUUAACAUCGUUUUUGAAAACUUGCGUUCGUAGAUUAAGUAAUUUACGUACAAUAGCACUAUAGCAGGUUGAUGUUUAGUCAUCUUAUUUUUGGGACAUCUUGGUCCCUUGGACACCUAUAUAUGGUUAUUGGCCUAUGUCG